Molecule: messenger RNA, 3372 nt
Organism: Cydia pomonella (codling moth)
Lineage: Eukaryota; Metazoa; Arthropoda; Insecta; Lepidoptera; Tortricidae
Gene: Hexo1
Product: chitooligosaccharidolytic beta-N-acetylglucosaminidase
Exons: 16
Coding region: 139-1917 (592 amino acids)
Biological process (GO): carbohydrate metabolic process; glycosaminoglycan metabolic process; ganglioside catabolic process
Cellular component (GO): membrane
Molecular function (GO): beta-N-acetylhexosaminidase activity
Source: RefSeq, a predicted model, not a curated record
GGCUGGCUGCCCAGUCAGUUCCCAAGUAUGUCGCGUCCGCGUACCUGGGUGUCGCAAGUGCCUUUUUCUUGAAAGCCUCCCGUUCUCGAAGCAGAGCUGGGUCCAUAUUUUUGAAGAUUUACUACGAAACUCUAUGAUAUGAUGUGGCUAGAUAGAUUAUUAUUAGUUUGCGCUAUUCAAAUUGCGCUUGCUAUAAUUUGCGUCGCGGCCGACGACUACAAAUGGGCGUGCGACAGCGGCAAAUGUCUCAAGACACGCCAUGAUCCCAAGAACAAGGAACCCGCCCUGAGCUUGGAGGCCUGCAAAAUGUUCUGCAACGAAUAUGGUCUCCUCUGGCCGAGGCCCACCGGCGACACGGAUCUCGGUAACUUCCUCUCCAAGAUCAACCUGAAUAGCAUCGAGAUGAAGAUUGACCGCCAUGGUGAGACUGACAAACUGAUGCAGGCAGCUUUUCAGAGAUUCCUCAGUAUUGUGGCUCUAGCCAUACCCAAAGAUGCGACGCCGAAAACCAAAGGCAAGGUGUUAGAUGUGCAUCUUAUCAACCAGGAUCCCGAUAACGGCGAUUUUUCCUUGGACAUGCGUGAAAACUACACACUGAAAAUAUCCGGGAACAACGAUAAAGUGGAAGCCUUUGUAACUGGAGGGUCGUUUUUCGGAGUCCGCCAUGGCCUAGAAACACUCUCUCAGCUCAUUCUUUACGAUGAUAUCAGAGAUCAUCUCUUGAUCGUUCGAGAUGUUAGCAUUGUAGACAAUCCGGUCUACCCAUACCGAGGACUGCUUCUCGAUACAGCAAGGAACUAUUAUACCGUGGACUCUAUUAAGAAAACUAUAGAUGCAAUGGCCGCCGUGAAGUUGAACACUUUCCACUGGCACAUUACGGACAGCCAGAGCUUCCCCUUUGUGUCUGAGAGGAGACCGAAGCUCUCGAAAUAUGGUGCUUACUCUCCUUCUAAGGUGUACACCCCAGCAGCGAUGCGCGAGAUUGUGGAGUACGGGCGCGUACGCGGCGUGCGCGUGCUACCCGAGUUCGACGCGCCCGCGCACGUCGGCGAGGGCUGGCAGGACACCAACCUCACCGUCUGCUUCAAGGCGGAACCCUGGGCCUCGUUCUGCGUUGAGCCUCCGUGUGGUCAGCUGAACCCCACGAGGGAUGAGUUGUACGAUGUGCUAGAAGACAUUUACGCGGAUAUGGCAGAGAUAUUCCAGCCGGACAUCUUCCAUAUGGGCGGAGACGAAGUCAGCGAGCGCUGCUGGAACGUGUCCGAAGAAAUCCAGCAGUUCAUGGUCCAGCACCGCUGGAACCUGGACAAGGCCGGCUUCCUCGAGCUGUGGGACUACUUCCAGAAGAAAGCACAAGAGAAGGCGUACACGGCAUUUGGCAAGAAGCUGCCUCUGAUCCUAUGGACCAGCACGCUGACGGACUACAGCUAUGUUGAAAAAUAUCUUAACAAGGAUGAUUACAUCAUUCAAGUGUGGACAACGGGGGUAGACCCACAAAUCCAAGGGUUACUUUCAAAGGGGUACCGCCUCAUAAUGUCCAACUACGAUGCGUUGUACUUAGACUGCGGCUUUGGUGCCUGGGUUGGCGCAGGGAAUAACUGGUGCUCUCCCUACAUUGGGUGGCAGAAAGUUUACGAUAACAGCAUAGCAGUCAUGGCCUCCGAGAACAAGGAUCUAGUUCUAGGAGGUGAAGCGGCCCUGUGGUCGGAGCAGUCGGACACGGCCACGCUGGACCAGCGCCUGUGGCCGCGCGCCGCCGCGCUCGCCGAGCGGCUCUGGACGGAGCCCCCCACCACGUGGCUGGACGCCGAGCACCGUAUGCUGCAUACGAGAGAACGUCUCGUCCGGAUGGGAAUCCAAGCAGAGUCCAUCCAGCCAGAAUGGUGCUACCAGAAUGAAGGAUAUUGCUACAGAUAAGCAACCGUCCAAACAAUACUUUACAGCGGUAUUUCUAACUUAGCGAAAUAUUCCAUGCUGAUUAUUGUAUAAUUUACUAUCUCAUGAGUCGAGAUUAAAUAAUUCAAUUACAUAUAUUACAAUUCUUAAAGAAUUCUGUACCUAAUUGUACAAGAUCCCAGACAUUCUGUGAAUUUGAUGGAGGCAUGCAAACGUCUAAUCUAACUUAUAUCUAACUUAUAACUCUUAUAAGGUUGGUGGCCCUUGAAAAAUCCAAUUGUAUAUAAAAUUCUGUAAGAAAUGCGCAAACAUUAAUCCACCUCCUUUAUGAGUUUUUGCUAUUCUGCAUUUGUUAACAAAAGAGAGCUCGUUUUUCCUACCUGUAUUUCUAUAAGUAAUAUUAUUCUCAUAGAUCUAAUUUCAGUCAUGAUAUUGUUUCAUAACAAUAAUUUUCGACAUUCCAUAUAUCUAAGAGUUUGUUUAAAACCCGGUAAGUGGAUAGACUGGAUAGAGAUAUAGUGAUUUGAAAUAAUCUUAAUCUGUUAAACAAAAGCCUUUGUUUCUUAUAUACAAAGCGGUCAGCUCCCGUCUAAAUAGCAAGUGUUAAAAGCAUCUAUCGUGAUAUUAAGGUUCCAAAAUUUAAGCAACAGUUUUGUCGAAACCCAAUCAGCCACGAUAACAAAACUUGUUAUCUGCGAAUGGGCUGUUUCAUGAAUUUGUACCAUGUAAUUAGGAUGGUAAAAUUGGUUUUUAAACAGCUUGUUCUUAUGGCAGCGUUUUAGCAGUAGCAAACGUACUUACUAUAUAAAAGAAACAAUACCUUUUGUUUAAUAGAUUAGGGUUCAAGACUGAAAAAAACAUUUCAUAGUAUUCAUGCUAUAACUCUCUGUCCAGGUCUAUCCACUUACUUGCUUUAAGAAACUGCACUAAGGUGGUGGGGGCGUGUUAGAUCGUAAACCUUAUUGAGAAAUGAGAAGGAAUUAAGAGUUACAAGGAAGAAUAGCUUUGCGAUCCUAGCGAAAUAACGGUACUUUUUCUACGAAAUUGCAUUGCGGGAGAAAACGUUUUCCACUAACUAAAUCUUCACAAAUCACUUUAAUUUUUGUAUUGCAAAAUUUGAAAAAAGCUCAAAAACCUAGUUUUUCAAUGUGUCAAUAACAUACUAAAAAAUUACGGAGAAUGGCGAAUAUUUAGAAGUGGAAAAACGUUUUCUCUUCUUGUUUGGACGAUACCGUGCUAUACUGGACUUAUUCACAGAUACUGUGGGGGUUAGAAUACAAAUGCACGCAGUGCUAACUGUUAGUGAUUCUACUGCCUUGGCAUAAAUAAGUAGGUAAUAAGAGUAGGUGCAAGAAACUUCGUAUAUUUAACUAUUUUUUGGCGCGUACAGUGGCGUGGUUUCUGUUAACACGUUUACUGGAAUAUAUGUAAUACAAUAGAACAAAUCUAAUACUUAUUAUAAUAUUAUUGCACGUA